GCGGCGCCGAGAAUUCCAGGGCAAACCCCUCCCUCGCCGGCCGGCAGGGAGCAGACCCGGCCCCCGGCCACGGCCCCAGCCCCGGGGCCAGACCCCCGCUCCGCCACUCCCCGCGGAGGGGAAGGCGAGCGAGGGAAGGCAGGAGUGCUGCCGAUCCCCUCCUCCCGGCGCAGGGGGAGGAGGAAGAAGGGGAAGGAGCGAUCCCGGGGAGCCGCGGCGGCCGGCGCUGAGCUCGGCGGGGCGGGAGGGAGCGGAGCCCCCCGCGGCCCUGCCCGGCGGGAGGGUCUCGGCGGCGCGGGGGCGGUGCCACCGGAGCGGGGCGGUGGCUGGAUCCUGGAUCCUGCCCCGGGACGCCCAAGUUGCGGCGGGGCGGCCGCCGCCCCUGUCGUCUCUGCCGAUGUCCGUGUGACUCGGCGGCGGCGAGGAKGAGGAGGAGGAGGAAGAAAAGGAGGAGGAAGAAGAGGCAGGGGGCACCCUCCCGCCUGAGCGCCGCUGGCCGCCCCGCUCCGCUCCGCCGCGGCGGGCUGUUGUGCGAGAGAGACAGACACACACACACCCCGCGCCCCGUCCCGCCCCUCGCCCCGCAGCCCUGGGAGGCCGGGCCGGGCGCGGUGCUGCCGCCGCCGCCGCCGAUCGCGGCUGCCUCGGCCGGGCCGGCCCGGGCAGCGCUGCCGUCGCCGCUGCCUGAGGACGAGAAGGAGCAGGAGGCGGAGAGAGCGCCCCGGCGGGCAGCGGCGCAGCCAUGAGCGGCGGGGAGGUGGUCUGCUCGGGCUGGCUCCGAAAGUCCCCGCCGGAGAAGAAGUUGAAACGCUACGCAUGGAAGAGAAGAUGGUUUGUGCUUCGGAGCGGCCGCCUAACGGGGGAUCCGGAUGUAUUGGAAUACUACAAAAAUGACCAUGCCAAGAAGCCUAUCCGAAUUAUUGACUUAAAUUUGUGUCAACAAGUGGAUGCUGGAUUAACRUUCAACAAAAAGGAGUUUGAAAACAGCUAUAUUUUUGAUAUCAACACUAUAGACAGAGUUUUCUAUUUGGUAGCAGACAGCGAGGAGGAGAUGAAUAAGUGGGUUCGAUGUAUCUGUGAUAUCUGUGGGUUCAACCCUACAGAUGAGGAUGCUGUGAAGCCACCARUUAGUUCUUUACAACCAUCUGCUGAGUUACCCUUGCCCAUCAACACUUCACAACCUUCCACGCAAGCAGAAUCUUCCCUUCCUUCUCCCUAUCGCCUUAUUAACGUCCCCCCUCUGGAGUCUUCCUCUGGCCAAGAAGAUCCUCAAGACUACUUACUGCUAAUAAACUGUCAAAGUAAAAAACCUGAACCUAUGAGAUCUCACGCUGACUCCGCAAAAUCCAGCUCUUCAGAAACAGACUGCAACGAUAACCUGUCCUCCCACAAAAACCCCGCUCCGUCAGGGAGCAAGCACGCUGUGAACGGCUUCUUCCCGCAGCAGGGCGUCUACGACUCCCCACCUUCCCGCUCCACGCUGGCGCUGGCAGACUCCAGCCUCUACAACCUGCCUCGGAGUUACUCCCAGGAUGUUUUGCCCAAGGCGGCGUCUCCGUCUGGGACCGAUGCAGAAGGAGAGCAGCACGUUUUCAACGCCCCAUCAGCAUCGUCGCUGGACGCGCAGAUGAGGCACAUCUCCAUUAGCUAYGACAUUCCCCCCACGCCCGGCGGUACUUACCAGAUCCCGCGAACUUUCCCAGAGGGAACCUUGUCUCAGACUUCAAAACUGGAGACUAUUCCAGACAUCCCUCCCCCUCGGCCACCCAAACCUCACCAGGCGGCGGAUCGCUCUCCCGUGGAAACGUGUAGCAUCAGCCGCACCGCCUCCGACACCGACAGCAGCUACUGCAUCCCCAGCGCGGGAGCRCCGCCCUCGCGCAGCAACACCAUCUCCACCGGAGAUCUGAACGUCUUCCGGAAAGAAAUUAGUUCUCAAGACUGUUAUGAUAUUCCACGAACGUUUCCGAAUGACAGAUCUAAUUCACUGGAGGGCUUCCAUAACCACUUUAAAAACAGAAGCAUGUUGACAGUGGGAAGUGUUUCAAGUGAAGAACUAGAUGAAAAUUAUGUCCCAAUGAAUCCCAACUCUCCUCCACGACAGCAUUCCAGCAGCUUCACUGARCCCAUCCAGGAAACAAACUAUGUACCAAUGAUCCCAGGCACGUUUGAUUUUCCAUUAUUUGGAAAGCAAGUCCCUCCUCCUGCUCACAUGGGUUUCAGGUCCAGCCCAAAGACCCCUCCCAGACGGACGGUACCUGCUGCAGAGUGUGAGCCGCCACCAGUGGAUCGGAACCUCAAACCUGACAGAAAAGGUCAAAGUCCUAAAAUUUUAAGACCUAAACCACAUGGUUUAGAGCGAACUGAUUCACAAACCAUAGGUGACUUUACUACAAGAAGAAAGGCAAAACCAGCUCCACUAGAAAUAAAACCUCUGCCUGAAUGGGAAGAAUUACAAGCCCCAGUUAGAUCUCCUAUCACCAGAAGCUUUGCACGAGACUCCUCCAGGUUUCCCAUGUCUCCCAGACCGGAUUCAGUUCAUAGCACAACUUCCAGCAGUGACUCGCACGACAGUGAAGAGAAUUAUGUAUCCAUGAACCCAAAUCAGUCCACUGAAGACCCAAAUUUGUUUGGAAGCAACAGCCUUGAUGGAGGAAGCAGCCCUAUGGUAAAACCUAAAGGAGAUAAACAAGUGGAGUAUUUAGAUCUGGAYCUAGAUUCAGGAAAGUCUACCCCACCUCGUAAGAAAAAGAGCAGUGGCUCGGGCAGCAGCGUGGCAGACGAGAGGGUUGAUUACGUUGUGGUGGACCAGCAGAAAACGCUGGCCCUGAAGAGCACGCGGGAGGCGUGGACUGAUGGCAGACAGUCUACGGAGUCCGAGACACCCACAAAAAGCGUGAAGUGAAAACACUGCUUGGUCUUCAAAGAAUGGAAAGAAGUGAAUUUUGAAGAAUCACAGAACCACAAUGGCAGUGUUGUUCAGCUGUACAAUACCUGAUUCCCCGGGGUGGGAGUCRGUUCUUCACCGAACAGGAUGGAAGCCAAAGGACACUUUGAAUAUAUCAAAGGAAUUUUAAGAUCAUGAAUUGGCUCUGUGGUAUCUGGAAAAAUCUCAGCCUGUAAAUAACAUGUAAAAUAAUAUCACUUAGCUUUCAGAAAACCUUUUGUUCAGUAGUUAACACAUUUGUAGUAUUACUAUGUUUAUGCACUUUUUCAGUUACAAUGUUGGUUCAGGUAUUCCCAGUUAGUGUACCUUAAUGCCUAAUUCAUCUGGAGAAUUCUUUUUUCCUUACACUACUAUUCCUUACAAUUUUAGGUUAAUUAAGCUACAUGUAGAUAUGGAAAUUAAUAUUUGAACUUCAUUUUAACAACUCAAAWUUGAUUUUGCAGAAAUACUUUCACAAUUGAAUAAUCUACUUGAAAUGCCAAGAGAMGACCGUUAGUUACAUACUUGUUUAUAUUUAAUACACACAAGAUUAUUUGGAAGUCUACARGUUACCUUCCUAACAAAAAAUUGCUGUGAGUUAAUAAUAAUGAACUGUACUGGGUUUAGACCUACAAUCCUGGCUUAUAUGCUAGUUGUUAGUGGUGGAACUUCUAUUGUAUUUUAUUAAUGACAGUGUUCUGUGUUCAAUGGGUGAAGAUUCUGCAGGGUAGGAUCUUACACUUUCAAAGACUGAAUAAUUAAAUGUCAAGUAAGCCUGCAAACCACUGAUGGCAAGCAGUAAUAUUGUGAUCUCACACUUAUUAACAAGAAAUAACCUUUCUAUUAUUUACAGAAGGUAGAGUAUAUAAAUCAGGUACGUACCAAGCACUGUUGUGCUAAUACACUGAUCAGGUUUAGACAAUGAGCUUCAGUUUUGUACUGUUUAGAAGUUCUAAUGUCAGUUUUCAGUUCAAGAUUAAUGGGACAGUUUGACAUUCACUUUUUGUAGUACUAGCAAAAUACUGUGAUUUUGAAUUAGACAUUAAUUCAAAUGGAAAUACUAUGUUUUGACACCAUAGUGCCCUUCUUAUGAGCUCUAUUUUACUUUAAUCUCCUGCUUGGCCUUAUAUUUAAAUCCCUAUGCAACUGAUGUUUUGUAUCUCUGUUUUUAAAAUUAGAUAAUAUACCUAAAUGAUCCCCUUGUAAACCACUUGUUGCUCUUUCCUGGUACAGGAUUUUAAGCUCUGUAUACUGUGAUCCUUUAUUUUACUAUGCCAGUUCCAAAUAAUAAUCUGCCUUGGUUUAGAAACAUUUUUUGUUAUUUGGAAGAAGAUAGAGUUCUUUAAAUAAAUGAAUGAGUUAGGUCUAGAUAGAAAACUUACUAACACUUUUAUAUUAUACAAACACCCUCAAGUAAGUGGUUGGUUUCCUUUUCUUGCCCAAUUGUUUUAUUUUGUCCAGGUCAUUUAAAAGUUGAGCAUAAAGCUGCAUUGUUUUCUGGCAUGUUGGCCUUAGUAUUGUGCCUAAUCUACCAUCGGUUGUUUCUCUCCCCUCACAGCCACAAUCUACAUUAUGUAAAUUAUCUUAUUCUUAACAAAGGUUCUUUUAAAAUUAGUAAUAUUUUGAUGCUUUGAAUGUUCAUUAAAAAAAAAAAAAAAAAAGAAACUAAACACAAUGCAUUUUGAGGUGAAUUUUAAAUAAAUCAAGUUGUUCAGUUUUGAUGUGUAAACUCUGUCCUGUGAAGCAGCAAGCAGAUGUCAGUGUAUCUGGGAAGGUGCUUGGAUACCAACCACACUCUAUCAGAAUAAGAUUACUUCUUAGUACCUCUUAAAAAGCAAAUGUACAGCUAGAACAAUUUUCAAAAGAAAUCUCUGAUUUAAAACCCUGCACCAAGAAGCCAAAUGAUGUGAAUUCCCAGUYCUCUGGAAGCCAGGAGCAGUGAUGUGCCUGAGAGAAUCUGUCUCCUAGGUUGGCCUCCCUUGCUGAGCUAGUGAUAGAAAGUGGGUUUGCUCCAGGUUUGCUGAUUGUUAUUAUGAUUGAGAAUCCACUCUGAAUUUCUAGGCUUUUUCCCUUUCUUUUGUUAAGGAAAACAGAAGUUUCCACGCUGUAAACACAGUGUAUUGCUUUCUAAGUAACAGUCUACAAUUCCUCUCUAAUUAGAUUUCUAAGCAGUUUUUCCCCCUGUAUUCCAGUAAUACAUUUUCCCUACUUACAUGUUGUCCUCGGUAUGUUCAGAAUCAGAGGCAUGAUACUAACUUUUGGUGAUACACCUCCGUGUGAAGCUGCAGGGGCUUCAUUGUGCAGACCUGUCUGAGCUCUUGGAUGAUCUAAGGAUGUGAAUAUUAAAUUGAAAAUGUGAAUCCUAAAGUUGUAGGCAGUAGAAAUCAAGCUGAACUGAUAUUAGCCUUGUCACUUCCAAUUGCUAGCUUUGCAGGGACACUCUAGUUGGAGGGAAGCUGGUGGAAGCUCCAGUAAUACUGGUGCGGAAGUAGUUUGUCAGUGCAGCUUGUCAAAUGUUCUUUUUUUCAAACAGGUAAGUUCUUUCUUGUUUCAYUAAAACCAUGUGUUGCCAGUUGCAGAUACAGUUUCCAUUGCUGUGUGUACAAACACAAUAUACUACAAAURUGUGUGCAAUAUGUCUUUUACAAACACACAACAUCUUGCUCUUAAAAAUCAAAAGAAAACUUAGUGCCUUGAGCACUAAGAUUGACUUGGAGGAGAUUUGGUAUCACUCAUGAGGUGAUCUGAACAUUUCAUUGUCCAGUAAGUACCAAUGGCCACACUUUCACACACUGUGACAAUCACUAUUACCUCAUAAAUUGCAGGUGCAAACACAGCUGCUCUGCUCUGCUAAAGGUUUGUAAUGUGACGUUGAAAAAGGYGAAAAUGUGAUCAUUAGUCUUUUUUCUUUACUGAGAAUCUUGUUUAUGUAAAAAAAAUUAUAACAAUCCAUCCAUGUAUGACAGUUGUGACAUAGCGCCACACUUAGGGAGUGCAGACAAAUUACAGUAUAGCUGUUUUAAGGAAUUUAGAAUUUAUUGCUCCUUGAAGGUAAUUAGGGAGUGAUGGGCAGCCCUAUAACUUUCACAAUGCACUGAAAGCCAAGCAAGAUUUUUAUCACCCUGAAGUUUAACUUUAGCUAUUACUGACUGCAGAAAUAAAGUCUUAUGUGUGUGUAUGUAUAUAAUAGUCUUGCAAAAGUACUUUGGAAACUUAGCAGCCCUGGACAGAGCUUCCAUUACCUCCUUAGCUAUAUAGAGGUUUGUGUCAUGAAAAGUGAAUGGACAUUUAUUUGCUCAAGUAGAAGGUAUUUCCAUACAAUAUCAGCAUGGAAUUUGGUCAGCAAUAAUGUCACUUCAUCUGUUGAAAUAUUUCACACCUGURGCUGUUAAGAAGCUCAACACUAUCCACAGGUAAACUUAAAUUUGGAGAUUACUCCAUAUUUCCUGCAUCUGCUCUUGGUCUCUGGGUAUUGCAUGAAACUCCUUCUUGAAGRUUCAUUUCUUGUUGUUUUAUUACUCGGGAAUACUAAUGUGGACCAGGACCACAAAACAAAGGCGCUUGUUUAGCAAUUACUGUAAUAAGUGUUCCACAGAAAKAUUGUUUUGAUUGGGUGUAGAUGAACCAAAUUCCAAACAAUGAGGUUUUUGGCUUUUUGCCUUAACUGAACAAGAAUUCAGCUCUCAACCUGACAAGGUACAGAGUGGGAUAAAAAGAAAAGGYAUUGAAAGGGUUUUGAACAAUGUCUUUGACAUUUUAAAUUUUCCAGUAGAUGUUUUAUGGUUCAGUAGCCCUGGUGUUAAUUUUCAGUACCAAAAGUGGGAGGAGAGCAGAUAUUGGAUGCAUGACCAAUUAAAACGCUUUUUCCAUCCCAUUAGAUAAACAGACUUUGACUGUUCUGGGGCCACUGGUUUUCUUUCUGGRUGGUCAUUAAAAAUUUCCAUGUUUUAUUUGUUUUAUUUAUUUGCUUCAUUUUUUUAUAAGAAACAGGUUAGCUGAAGUGUACAGUUGUGURAACUGCCGUGCACACACACAGAAUAUUUUACUUCAAUAUGGUAAAAUGGAAUAGAAAAAAAAAAUCCUGUACAAUUUAGAACAUAAAAUACCAGGUUGGUAAAAUGGAGACCUCUAAGUUUUCCUGCAAUUAUAAAACCAGCACUUGUAGUAAUCAUCAUGAUUUGUUCUUGAAAAUUCUCUCAGGAUCUCUCAUUGCCAGGCCUUUUUCCUGACAAGUUACAUCUGCAGUGAAACAAAAAUAAAAUGUUUAUCACAUUGAUUUUGAGAAAGGCCAGUCCUAAUAAGAUUUUAAUAAAUGAUGUUUGAGGUCCUGGGUUUUUUUCUGUGCAUAUGGGGCUUGCACAGGGUACCAAGACAGCUUGAUUGUUUUAGUYAGAAGGCCAGAAAAGGAGGAAAAUACAACUUUGCCUAGUUUUCCCUGAAUUCCUACCAGACUUUAAAAUAUGUAAGUUUUCAUAUAUUUAUGCUCUUUCCAGGGAAUAUUCUUUAGAGGAAGGAAUCACUGCUUGCUUCUGUGCAUUUGUGCUAGUAUUUACACRCUUGUAAACUAUGCAGACUAGCUGAAAUGUUUGGGKUUUUUUUCUUUCCACUACAAGUCAGGGUAAAGGAUGCAGACCUGGGAGAUUUGGAAAUGCCUAAGACUGGCCUGCCGGUGUACCUCAAUUAGAGCCUGGAGUUAAUUGCAUCAAAACAGUGAUUCCGCCCUCUGAUGAGGUGAUCUUCAUAGAAAUACCUAUAAAUCACAGUGUGCAUAUUUAAUUAUUUUUAAAAAUUAUUCAUAAUUGAGACCCAAAUGUUGGAAACAAAUGGUGUUUAGAGUUAAACUCCCUAAUCUCCAGUUAGGCAUAGAGCUGCAUUUGAAAAGGCAUUAUGUGUAACAGGGUUCAAAUUCCCCAGGCACACACAUUCCAUUUAUGGUAUUUUGAAGAGCAGAAUUUAGUAUUCAAGGCACCACUGUCCUCUUUAAGUUAGUGAAAGUUCCAAGAACUUUUUCAAAAUCUAAUUUCUACUCAAUUAUGUAAAUAUAAGUUUAGGAACAACAUUCUGAAACUACUUCUUGUGUUUUAACUAUAUUUUUUCCUUCAUAAAUA
Messenger RNA from Malurus melanocephalus (red-backed fairy wren), 8034 nucleotides. It is a transcript of the gene GAB1, whose product is annotated as GRB2 associated binding protein 1. The record is from RefSeq and is a predicted model, not a curated record. NCBI's taxonomy places the organism in Eukaryota, Metazoa, Chordata, Aves, Passeriformes, Maluridae. The transcript is spliced from 11 exons. The coding region runs from base 743 to 2905 and encodes 720 amino acids.